Equus quagga is the source of this 503-nucleotide messenger RNA. It is a transcript of the gene APOC2, whose product is annotated as apolipoprotein C2. Gene Ontology annotation, biological process: lipid transport; positive regulation of phospholipase activity; high-density lipoprotein particle clearance. Lineage: Eukaryota; Metazoa; Chordata; Mammalia; Perissodactyla; Equidae. The transcript is spliced from 4 exons. Gene Ontology annotation, molecular function: phospholipase activator activity; lipoprotein lipase activator activity; phospholipase binding. The record is from RefSeq and is a predicted model, not a curated record. Bases 41 to 346 code for a protein of 101 amino acids. Gene Ontology annotation, cellular component: chylomicron; low-density lipoprotein particle; spherical high-density lipoprotein particle.
GACAGUCUGCUAGAGUCCGUGUUUCAGCUCUCCCGACACCAUGGGCACCCGAUACCUCCUGGCUCUGUUUCUUGUUCUCCUGGCAUUAGCAUUCGAGGUCCAGGGGACCCAUGAGCCCCAGGAAGAUGAGGCGGCCAGCACGCCCCUGCUCACCAAGAUGCAGGAAUCACUCCUUAGUUACUGGGAUUCAGCCAAAACAGCCGCCCAGGACCUGUACAAGAAGACAUCCCUGACAACCGUGGAUGAGAAAAUCAGGGACAUGUACAGCAAAAGCACAGCGGCUGUGAGCACUUACGCAGAGAUUCUAACUGACCAGUUCCUUUCCCUGCUGAAGGGAGAUUCGUAACAGCCGGGCCCCCAUUGUGGGGGAGCGGGGAGUGCAGACCCUAGCCACCCCUUGUCUCCACGGCACACCCCCCGCCCCCACUUCCUAGCAGCUCCAGGCAUGCUGCUCCCAAUUGUAGCCUGACUUCUCUCAAUAAAAAACGCCGUUUGUUCUCUUC